UCUGUCAAGGAAUAGUUUAACUAAAAAGCCGAAGAGAUGCAUAACGCUCUGCUACUUGCCUUGGUUGGAUUUCUGCUAGGAGCUGCAAAUGCCCAAUGGCCGGUAAGAGAGACCAAUCAGAUAAGCGUACAGGUGCAAAACGUUAAGCAGAUAAAUGCGAAGCUGCAAGAAAAACUAAACGAGCUGCAAAUUAAGGUGGCUGAGAAUCGUUACAAGGACGAACUGAUUAAGUCCCUCAAAGAGACCAAUGAGGGUCUGACCAACAAGUGCAGCACUGCGUGCACAGGUGUGUCUGCCGUGCAAUUGAAGGGCAAGAUCAGCGAACUGAAGGUUAUCGUCGAGACGUACAAGCAAAUGCUAAACAAUAAUGAAACCUCACGGGUGAACGUUGCUCAGCAGCAGCUGAAGACAUGUCUCACCCAACUGGGCCAGAACAGUCCAGGCUCAGGUGCAUCCUCCACUCCGCAGCCAAUAGAGAAGCCACCGGCGGCGGCCACCAGCUGCUUACCCAUGGGCUAUAGAUCGGGCCUGCAAACAAUCCAACUGCCUGGCCUGGAGCCGAUCACUGUGCUCUGCGAUGGCAGCAUAGCAGGUCCUGGCUGGACGGUCAUCCAGCGCCGGUUCGAUGGCAGCGUGGACUUUUACCGAAGCUGGCAGGAGUAUAUCGUGGGCUUUGGCCAAAAAAACUCAGAAUUCUUUAUCGGCCUGGAGAAUCUGUACCGCAUGAUUAGCUAUCAGCCGCAUGAGCUGUACAUACACAUGGAGGACUUCAAUGGAAAGACCAGCUAUGCUCGCUAUAAUCAUUUCGAGAUUGGCAACGAAGUCGCCAAGUUCGAGUUAAGAAAGUUGGGCAGCAUGAGCGGCAGUGCCGAUGACAAGCUCUCCAAAAGUGUCCACAUGAAGUUCUCCACAUUCGAUCAGGAUAACGACAAUGCCGCGGAUCAGAAUAAUGCCGCCUAUUACCAUGGCGCCUGGUGGUAUACCAAGGAUCUGGCAGGCAGCAGCAAUCUGAAUGGAAAGUACUUCAACUAUGAAACCGAAAAUUAUCAGGGCAUGUACUGGAAUCGGGACAGAACUCUCAAAUCCGUUACCAUGCUAGUUCGUCCGAUCAAUUACACUUAAAAAUCAUUCAAUAAAUUGCUGAAUAUGUCAA
This is a messenger RNA of Drosophila novamexicana, 1153 nucleotides long. Its product is annotated as ficolin-1-like. The transcript has 2 exons. NCBI's taxonomy places the organism in Eukaryota, Metazoa, Arthropoda, Insecta, Diptera, Drosophilidae. Bases 37 to 1122 code for a protein of 361 amino acids. The record is from RefSeq and is a predicted model, not a curated record.